AUGCCCGGACUCCACUACUCCACCCCCCGCGUCGCCACUCCGAACCGCUUCGCCGCACUCGAUCAAACAGAGGACGAGGGCGAAGACACUUCUUUCCCGGAGCACCAACAGCUGCUACACCCUGGCGCCAUCUUGGCGAGGCGCCGUGUCCCGGAGCUGGAGAGGUUGAUCGAUCUGCGUAAGAAGGGCUGGGACAACGAUCGGCUCGAUGGUUAUUUCGAGGGGAAGCGCUCAGCUAAGGCGGCGGACGAAGACACCUCCUUCGUCUGGUUCAAGAAGAUGACGUCUGUCAUGAAGGAAGUCGACCACGCCAGCGGUCAGCUCAUUCCCUCCUGGGGACACUUCACCUUCCUCGACAUCGGCUGCGCCCCCGGCGGGUUCAGUUCGUACAUCCUCCGCAAGAACCGCAACGCGCUCGGGAACGGAAUCACCCUCCCCGUCUCCCAGGGCGGGCCCCCGAUGCAGCUCGAGGAGCAGUUCCACCAGCGCUACCGCCUCAUCGAGCAGGACGUCCUCGAGCUCGACCUCUCCCUCGGGCGCACACCCCUCCCUGCCCCGCUCGACCCUGUCCCAGUCUUCCUCCACAACCACUUCAACCUCGUCCUCAUCGACGGGCACACCCCCCACUCCUACCAGCCUCGUACCCGCGGCCCCACCCCCUCCCCUUCCUCGCCCCAGUCCUCUCCCGCAGUAGACCCCCGCGCAGAAGACCCUCCGCGCGCGUCCCACGACGCCCUCCUCCUCUCCUCCCUCCUCCUCGCGCUCGACUCGCUCCGCCACGGCGGGACGCUCCUCCUCUUCCUCCUCGACCGCCUCGCGGACCAGCUCGUCGUGCACAAGCCGCGCGCGCUGCACACGACCCGCGCGUGCUUCUACGCGGUCGCGCGCGGGGUGCGCCUCAACCGCGCGCGCGACGGGUGGAUACGCGCGCUGCGCGGGGUGUGGCACUAUGUCCGCUUCGACGGCGCGGACCGCGGGAGCAGGGCGAUGGGGGAGGGCGAGCUGGACUGCAUCGUGGGGGCGGGCGAGGUGCUCGGGCGGUGGAUCGACCGGUGGGUGACGCUCGCCGGACCGGUGUGGAGCGAGCAGGCGGACGCGCUCGCCCGGUUCUUCGCGGCGAAGGGGAUGUGCUCUAGCCAGACGCUGGCAACUGCCGUCGUUACUCGUAUCUUGUGCACUUGA
Molecule: messenger RNA, 1182 nt
Organism: Epithele typhae
Lineage: Eukaryota; Fungi; Basidiomycota; Agaricomycetes; Polyporales; Epitheliaceae
Exons: 5
Coding region: 1-1182 (393 amino acids)
Biological process (GO): methylation
Molecular function (GO): methyltransferase activity
Source: RefSeq, a predicted model, not a curated record